AUGAUCAACACCGGACAUGAUGCACAUAUUUAUGAAAAUAAUGCCAGGGGUGACGUCACUCAGGUAGAAGCCAAUCAAGAGGCUCCCAGUGGUAUUCCCCACCUGGGAAGGUCCGUAAGACUCAAGAACGCUCACUGUGCUGGUAUUGGUGCUGGUGGUGGUGUUGCUGGUGGUGGUGCUGGUGAGGCAGUUGAAGCUCCUGAAUCAAGGGAGUACUUUCCAGAAACCUGGCUGUGGCAGAUGGUAGUCGUAGGUGAUGGUGGACAGACCAAAGAAGACCUCGAGUUACCAGACACCAUUACGGAGUGGGUGGGCGAAGCUGUUUGCACCCAUCCAGAAAAAGGUUUAGGCCUAAGUCCCUACGCAACAGUCACCACUUUCACCCCAUUCUUCCUGGAUCUAACGAUGCCAGCAACUGCAAGAAGAGGAGAAAACAUUCCAAUCAAGGUCUCGCUCUUCAAUUACCAGAAUGAGACGUUGCCGGUAACAGUUACUCUCCAAGAUAGCGGCAACUACACGGCUUCAACUAGAUCAGCAGACCUCUGCGUUAAGACCAACGACAAGGGCGUGGCAGAGUUCAUCGUGACGCCCUCUGCAGUUGGAGAUGUAAAUCUUACUUUCACGGCUGCUGUGAACAGACUGAAUACACAGUGCAGUAGUACCACGACCUUGGUGAAGAGUGAUACAGUCAUCAAGCCAUUGAUGGUCAAAUUUGAAGGCGUCAUGGAAGAAAAAGUGGCAAGCGACUACUUUUGCUUAGUGAAUGGCCAACCACAAGGUUCCUUUGACCCUUGGUCGAUCACGACCCCAAAAGGAAUUGUUCCAGACUCCCAAAGGAUUUUCGUCAGUGCCACGAAGGAUAUCAUGGGGCCGACGCUGGAAAACUUGGGGAGCUUAAUAGCCAUGCCUUACGGGUGCGGAGAACAGAACAUGCUUAAGUUUACAUCGAAUAUAUAUGUUCUUCAGUACCUGGAGGCCAUUGGGCAGCUGACUUCAACUAUGGAACAAGAUGCCAAGAGAUAUAUGAAGGCUGGAUACCAGCGCGAACUGACUUACAAGAGGAAAGACGGGUCCUACAGUGCUUUUGGCCAGAGCGAUCCAGAAGGAUCUACUUUAUUGACAGCCUUUGUCCUACGGUCUUUCGGCCAAGCUGCUGAAUAUAUCACUGUUGACGAGAACGAGCUGGAAGCGAGCAGUGACUGGCUGCUUGGACUCCAAGAUAAGGAUGGAUGCUUUCCUCUCAAGGGAGCUAUUCACAACAAGCGUCUCCUGGGAGGCAUUGAUGGCCAGUCCCUAGUGCCAAUGACAGCCUACGUCCUGAUAUCAAUGCUGGAAUCUGGAAAAGUCGACAACGCAACAGCAGUGACCAACGCCAUCAAAUGCAUCACAUCUACAACCAAAACUGACCCCUACACAAACGCCCUCGUAGGCUAUGCCCUGGCCCUCGCCUCUGACAGCCGAGCUAAGAGCAUCAUAGACCAGGCCAAGAACGCCCUGACGACUGACCCCGCCGCCCUUAAUCAGCCAACUCUCGUGGAGACGGCUGGAUAUACACUUCUGGCCAUGAUGAAGGUGGACCAGAAUGCCUAUGUAGGCGAGGCUUCAAAGCUUGCCAAGUUGAUCUCUAGCAACAGGAAUGGGCAGGGUGGUUUUGUGUCCACUCAGGACACCGUCAUAGGCCUACAAUCUUUAGCAACGUUCAGUGAGAAAUACCCGUCACCCAAAGGAUCCAUGAACCUGGGAGUUACAGCAGGUAACCAGACACUCUCUUUCACACUGAACGAGGAGAAUCGUCUUCUACUGAACACUGAGUACAUCACCCAAUCUCCCCCCUUCAAUGUCACUCGAACAGCUACGGGUGAGGGCUGUGCUUUGGUCAUGCUUGUCCAGAGAUACAACGUCCCUGAACUGCAAGAGAGCAAUGCAUUCAGGCUGUCCGUAACGCCAAGUAAGGUGAGCUGCACAAAAUACGACAUGAAGGUUUGUGCCACUUAUCUCCUACAAGAUGGCAAAUCUAACAUGGCGGUCAUCGAGGUGGACCUUGAAACGGGAUACUCGGCUGUCAAGGCUGACCUCCAGAGUUUGGUUAAUCAGAGUCUUAUUAAACGUCAUGAGGAGAACGAUGGAGUGAUUUCUCUCUACCUGGAUGCCGUGACGUCAUCUGAGAAGUGUCUCGUUUUUGGCACCACGACAGAAACGAGAGUAGACAAUGCCUCACCGGGGACCGUUUCUGUUUAUGAUUACUACGAGCCCAAGGAAAAAGUCACUCAGAAAUACGUGACAGACAGACAAGGAUGUUGAAUUCAAGAUUCUAGAUAUGAUGGAAGACUCUAGAUGUUGUGAACUGGUUAUCAACUAUUCUAGAAGACAGGUGGCUGGAAUCUAUUCAUGGAAACUUGUUGUUAAUGUUUGUGUGAUUUGGCUGAGACUAGAUCUGCAUAUUUUUCAUAUUUUCUUAAGCACUUUAACCUGGUGUUGAAAACUGAUAACUUAAACAGUUCUGUCAUAUAAUCUUUCAUAUACAUGAUUACAUAGGAGAAAUUAGUUAGGAAUAGAUAAAUUAAAUUUCAGCUCCACAAUCACUGCAAAGUUUCUUCAAAGUUUAGCAAACUAAAUCAUUGAGGCUUUAUUAUAUGGAAGGAUAUAAAUAGCACGUUCUUUGGGUUGUAAUUAAUGUCAAAGUUCACUGUACUUUUGUUUCUGAAAAGUAAAAAAAAUCGAAAUAAAUAUCACGUGAGGAAUUCAUCUUACUGAUUAUAUGUCUCAUGUGCAAUGUUUGUUAUAUUGUUUUCGUAAAAGUGUAUUGCAGAU
Messenger RNA from Macrobrachium nipponense, 2811 nucleotides. RefSeq names its product alpha-2-macroglobulin-like protein 1. The record is from RefSeq and is a predicted model, not a curated record. The transcript is spliced from 14 exons. Gene Ontology annotation, molecular function: endopeptidase inhibitor activity. The coding region runs from base 1 to 2301 and encodes 766 amino acids. Gene Ontology annotation, cellular component: extracellular region. NCBI's taxonomy places the organism in Eukaryota, Metazoa, Arthropoda, Malacostraca, Decapoda, Palaemonidae.